GUCAACAACAUUACACUCUCGUGUCAUAUUUCGUGAUUAUCCGCGGACUGGAGAGGAUUUCCCGGCAAACUUAUUUUUGGCUUAUGUUCGUUGGUGAUCAUGUAACAGAAAAUUAUUUUCUUUAGCCGCUGUAAGAUUUAAUUGUGUUAGUCGUCUGAAGUUUCUGAGACCGGGUUUGGCAGCCCGGGCGUGUCUGCGUGUUUUCCGCCCAGCACCAAAAUUUUAUACCCGCCUUUCUAUCGACGUAGUUUUUACAUAAACGAGAACUAGGAUCAAGAUGGGCCUAGAGAAAUUUCAGAUUUUCUUUGACUUGGAGCCGCCUGUGUUUUACUCCGGCCGGAUUGUGACCGGCAGAAUUGAGAUUGUCAACAGAACGCCAAAAAAAAUCAGAGGCAUUAAAGUCGAGAUCAGGGGACGGUCCCAUGUGCGCUGGACGACGAGGCGGAAUAACAAGGACGGGAAGUCGGAAACUGUAGUUCACCAAGCUUUCGAGGAAUAUUUCAACACCAAAUUCCAUGUUUUGGGAAGCAAAAAUAGUUCAGAAGAACUGAUCCUGGAGCCUGGAAAUUACACCUACCCUUUCUACUGCACCCUGCCGGCGAACCUUCCCUCCUCCUUUGAGGGUGACUUCGGAUUCAUCAGGUACUCCCUGAAGGCCGAGGUGGACAGACCCUGGAAGUUCGACUACAAGGCCAAGGCGCUCUUCACCGUCACCUGUCCGCUUGACUUGAACGGCUCUCCUGAGUUGGUCGCUCCUGUAAGAAAGGAAAAGUUCAAAACGUUCGGCUGCUGUUGCUGCGUGUCCGGCCCCCUCAACAUCAUCUUCACCAUUCCGACAGGGGGUGUCGUCCCUGGAGAAACCCUGAUGCCAACCUUAGAUGUGGAAAACAACUCCGGGGUUGACCUGAACCAAGUCUCGGUCAAGUUAAUAAAAUUGGUGACUUUCAAGGCGGGAGGUCGCACAAAAGAUACAAAAGUGUCGAUUGUUGAGCAAAACCUGGGGCGUCUCAAUUCAGGGCAGUCCUCCACCUACGAAAGGGUGGCCCUGCCCGUUCCGUCUCUGCCACCCUCUUACUUGCGUAACUGCAACAUCAUCGACUUGAAUUACUAUGUCGAGGCGUCAUUCUCUCCGUCCGGCUGCCACCGCAAUUUUUUUAUUUGGAUGCCCCUGGUCAUAGGCACGAUUCCUCUUCAGCAGAAUUUUGCCCAGUUCUCGCAGGCCCCACCGCAGCCACCCCCACAGCAGAACUUCACUCCUUCGGCGCCACAAAUGGACGAACCUCCUCCUCCCUACCCCAGCCUUGCACCUCCAACUUUCGAGGAGUCUAUGUUUGGCGCCAAGAACGUAUUCGAUGAUGACAAAGAUGAACACACCUUUGGCAACAAAAACUUUGCACCUCUCUACCCGGUCUACAAACUUGGCCAUUUAUUUUAAUAUCACAGUGCCUUUGUGUGCAUUUGCAGAAAUUUUAUUGUCAAUGACGUCAAUGUCCUUAAAGGAAAAGCUAUUUUACUUGAUAUUCAAUAAAUUUAAUCUCAAUCUGGCAUCACCUGCUGAAGUGAUUAAAUAUUGUAGAAAAUCCAGUAAUUUUUUACUGGGGGUGAUGGCAACCCUUUUGGGUUGGUUUCAGAUUUAACGACUAAACAAUAUUCAGCCUUGUAAUCUAUGUGCAAAAUAGGUCUAAUAAUUUGAGAUAUUAUAAUACGUAACUAUUAUAUUUGAUGAAUAAAUAUGUGCUAAGCUGUUUACAAGCUUUUUAAAUAUAUGAGCUUUUUGUGUAACUGUUCAAUAGCUAUUUACUACUCAUCGCCAUGACCUUUAUUCUACUUUGGUUAUAAUGUGAUAUCGAAAACUUUUUCGCAAACCAACGUUUCAAAUUUGUAAAGAAUAUCUAGAUUU
This is a messenger RNA of Neocloeon triangulifer, 1900 nucleotides long. Its product is annotated as arrestin domain-containing protein 17-like. The transcript is spliced from 8 exons. The record is from RefSeq and is a predicted model, not a curated record. The coding region runs from base 278 to 1435 and encodes 385 amino acids. Lineage: Eukaryota; Metazoa; Arthropoda; Insecta; Ephemeroptera; Baetidae. Gene Ontology annotation, biological process: protein transport. Gene Ontology annotation, cellular component: cytoplasm.